UUUCUCGUGUUGUCGCUAGAUGGUGCCAGGUAGGCUGUUGACAUGUGUGACAUUAUAAUACAUAACCUAGAAAUACAAACGCAACCGUUCGCAAAAUGGCGCGAAAUGCAGAGAAGGCUAUGACAACGUUGGCUCGUUGGAGAGCAGCGCAAAGUAAUGAAGGAGCAAGGAAAGAGCAGGAACGGAGGCCAUACCUAGCCUCAGAAUGUAGAGAUUUACGUAAGGCAGAAAAGUGGAGAAUGCAAAUAAUCAGAGAAAUAGCCAAGAAAGUUGCUCAAAUUCAAAAUGCCGGACUUGGAGAAUUUCGUAUUCGUGACUUAAAUGAUGAAAUUAACAAAUUGCUUAGAGAAAAACGACACUGGGAAGCACAGAUAAAAGAGCUCGGUGGACCUGACUAUUCUAGAGUCGGUCCUCGCAUGUUGGACCACGAAGGACGCGAGGUGCCUGGCAAUAGAGGUUACAAGUAUUUUGGAGCUGCCAAGGAACUGCCUGGCGUCAGAGAAUUAUUCGAGCAAGAACCACCACCACCCCCCCGGAAAACCCGCGCGGAAUUGAUGAAGGACAUCGACGCGGACUACUAUGGUUAUAUGGACGACGAUGACGGUAUCCUGAUACCAUUGGAACAAAAAGCGGAACAAGAAGCGAAAGAAAAGUGCAUCAACGAAUGGAUAUCUCGCGAGAAAGAUCCAGAAUCUGCGGACGUUGAGACCACGGCACAGAAGUCGAUUCCCACGCAGCAAGAUAUCCAGGAGGCUCUGUUAGCUAGGAAGAAAAAAGAACUACUGGACAAAUAUGGUCUGGAUUGAAGCCUGUGCUGAGAUUAGUCUGCGCUACCUUGUGCACACACAACUGAAGAUAAUGUCGAGCUACGAGAUGGAAUUGUGUGCAAUCAUCACAGCAACGCAUAAAAGACACUCGAGCGACAAAUGAUGGGACGAAAAUCAACGGGCUUCCUCGAGUCUCUCUCACUCGGGGGGGGAACAAUUCGAUUUG
Molecule: messenger RNA, 993 nt
Organism: Odontomachus brunneus
Lineage: Eukaryota; Metazoa; Arthropoda; Insecta; Hymenoptera; Formicidae
Product: pre-mRNA-splicing factor ISY1 homolog
Exons: 5
Coding region: 96-806 (236 amino acids)
Biological process (GO): generation of catalytic spliceosome for second transesterification step; mRNA 3'-splice site recognition
Cellular component (GO): post-mRNA release spliceosomal complex; Prp19 complex; catalytic step 2 spliceosome
Source: RefSeq, a predicted model, not a curated record